Molecule: messenger RNA, 1648 nt
Organism: Paramormyrops kingsleyae
Lineage: Eukaryota; Metazoa; Chordata; Actinopteri; Osteoglossiformes; Mormyridae
Source: RefSeq, a predicted model, not a curated record
AUGGGCAACUCGUCUAAGAAGGAGGCCGCGGAAGGGGGAGAUGGUGGUGGGGUGGCAGAGGAGGGUGAGGAGGGGGCAGAGCAGAAGAAAAAAGAGGAGGAUGAGCCGUAUUAUGACCAGGAACUGCCACCACUGGUGGAGGAUAGUGUUGAAUCUGGGGAAUCACUGCUAGGCCUGACCUUCCUAGGCCUAAGCAACCUGCCGACCCGCAUCUGCUCACUGAAACAUCUGGAGAAGCUGUUCCUCUCUAACAACCGUUUGCAGAAGCUACCAAACGCCUUUGCCCAGCUGGAAAAGCUGCGUGUGCUGGGUCUCGACCAGAACAAGUUUGACGAUAUACCGUUAGUUGUGUGCGAGCUGGUCAACCUCACCCACCUCUACAUGAGCAACAACAAGCUCCUAACUGUGCCUGUGGAGAUGGUCAACCUGGAGAACCUGCGCUGCCUCUGGUUGGACGGUAACUACUUCCAGCAUUUCCCCGGGCUCCUCAUGAAAUUGCCCAACCUUAGCUCACUGCAGCUGGGAGACAAUAUGAUAAGGGAUCUGCCCAAUAGUCUGUGCCGCAUGGAACAGCUACGGGGCCUCUGGCUCUAUAGCAACCGCUUCACCAAGUUCCCGAAAGUGCUGAUGCGCAUGGAGUACUUGGAGACCCUGGACUUGGACCACAAUCAGAUCCCUUCCUUGCCUGAUCUAGACCACCUGCCUGGCCUGCAUCUGUUCUCCUAUGACCUAAAUCCUGUUAAGGUCCCCCCUAAAGUGCGUGACGGGGUGGUGCUAGUGGGAGCGGGGGCACGUGAUCUCAGGGAUGCAAGGGAACAGCAGUUGGACGAAGAGAGACAGGCUGCUGAAGAAGAAGCUGCAAAGAACGCUGAAGUGGAGGCCAAGUUGCUACUCAAGAUCAGGCUGAAAGGGCCACCAAAGCAGUCCACCUUGGCACCAGAGCAGGAGCCGGAGCAGGAGCCGGGCACCUUCCCCGAUCGCCAGCCCAAUGGUGUGGCAGAUGGGAUGGUGAAGGGGGUGGGGCUAGAUGGUAGAGAGGGCCAAUGAAUUAUCAGGGGGAGGGGGAGCAGGUAGUGUUACUGUGUGAGAAGGGUAGGAGGGAGUGCGUAAGUAUAAGCAAAAGCCCCUGUCAGGGUUCGAUUUGGCAGACAAGGCUGGAGAUGGAUGGUGAAGAACCAGAUGUGCUAGUGUGGGACAUGACCCUCUGCCCCCCCCCCCCCCCCCCACCCCGUGAUAGACGUUCCAGAACAUAAAAAUGCAAAAUCAGGACCAUAAUACCCAGCAAUUAUUAUUGACAUUAUAAUUUCUGGCUUGGUUUUCUGGAGUUCACUUGCCCCUGGCAGCACAGUUAAGGAUCCAACUCCUUCCCGGUCCCUGAGCAGAUUCUGGGAACUUCUUGUGUCCGGAGUGUUUGAUGGAUGUGAAUAUGCACACGCUGCACACUUAAGAGAUGUGGGUGACUUGGGAGUGAAGAGUAGGGCGUGAAAACAGAGAGUUAGAGACGUGUGAUUGUGUGUGUGGUGUGACAUAGACAUAGGCUUGACUGUGUCAAUGAUUCAUCUGCUCUGGAUACCACGCGGUAUGAGUGUUUAAUGUGAUGUGUGUACAGAAACACCAAUCUCUUCUCAUUAAAUAAUUGCUGAAGUGA